AUGGCCGACGAUGAGGACAGAGUUACCAUGCCCUUCAAGUUCGUGACUGGCUUCGAUGCGCGCUUCCCCAACCAGAACCAGACCAAGCACUGCUGGCAGAACUACGUCGACUACCACAAGUGCAUCCUCGCCAAGGGUGAGGACUUCAAGCCUGCCGUCAGGUACAUGACUUCCUCAAUCAACAACCAUGUCGCAACACUCGUUCUGACGCAUACCCAGUUCUUCCUCGCCUACAGAUCUCUCUGCCCCAGCUCGUGGGCCGCAAGAUGGGAUGACCAGCGUGGUGAGUCUCUAGCUAAUCUCACAUCAAGAACACAACCUGAUCGCGUCGCAUAG
Molecule: messenger RNA, 336 nt
Organism: Aureobasidium musti
Lineage: Eukaryota; Fungi; Ascomycota; Dothideomycetes; Dothideales; Saccotheciaceae
Source: the annotation of a GenBank genome assembly